AUGGAGAAUAAAAGGAGGAGGAGAGAAGCAUUCACUUACUGGCUGCUCAUGCUAAGUGUGUUUGCACUUAGUGAAAUACAGGCAGAGGAAAACAAAACGAGCCAAGCACAAGACCCUACCCAUGUGGAAAAAAGCCCUGAAGGACAUAAAACACUGCAAGGCCACCACAGGCAUGAGGGUCAAUACAUUGCAGUGGGUACAAAACAUUCUGUCUUCAACUUCACCCUAAUUCAUAUUAUCGAUGAUGUGCAUGUGUGUGCCUUUGAUAAACAGAGCAAGCAACUUGUAUUCAAUGAAGCAUGGAUCGCCAAGGCACUAGGAAGAGACUUCAUUGAGGAGAAGAAGGAAGCUAUUUUAAAUGUUCAAUUGAUUUUCCGUUGGCUCUUCAGGGCCAUUGUACAAAAUGACACCAAGAGUGAGAAGAAUCACACAUUACAGCUCUUUGCAGACUGUGACGUGGAUAAUGACAUUGAGAUUGGCAGCCAUAUCCGGUUUGCCGUAGAUGGCGAAGAUUUUAUGAAGAUAGAUGAUCAGACUAAUGACUGGACUGUCAUGAAGCCUGAAGCAGAGCGCUUCCAAUCCUUGGCAAAAAGUAACUUAGGGAGCAACAUAAGAGAGAAGGCUAUGAAGAAAUAUUGUUUUGGCAUGAUGAGGACAAUCCUACACUACUCAAGCAUGAAGGAGAAUGUGGCCCCUGAGGUGACUGUGUCCCGCCAUGAUGCUCCAGAUGGCAGAGUCACCUUCAACUGCACAGCCACAGGCUUCUACCCUCGCUCUAUCCAGCUGCAUUGGGAGAAGGAUGGGCAGCUGGGUGUGUGGGGGCAAGAGAGCUCCAGUGGCACCUUGCCCAAUGCUGAUUCUACCUUCUACCUUCAAAUAUCACUGGAACUUCCUCUUGGUGAUUCAGGGACAGGUUAUACCUGUGUGGUGCAGCACAGUAAGCUGCAGAUUCCAGCUGUGUAUCAUGUCCCUGAGAAGCCCACUGUGAAGAGGCCAUGGGUCAUGGCCUUGGGUCUCCUAAUAGUUAUCAUUCUGGUGCUGAGCUGUGCUGGGGCCUUUAUCAUAUGGAAGAAGAAGAAAACAGGUCACAGGACCCAUGAGCAAGCUGCACUGGAUGGUAAAGUGACCCUGUAA
Trichosurus vulpecula (common brushtail) is the source of this 1134-nucleotide messenger RNA. RefSeq names its product H-2 class I histocompatibility antigen, alpha chain-like. Gene Ontology annotation, biological process: immune response. The record is from RefSeq and is a predicted model, not a curated record. Bases 1 to 1134 code for a protein of 377 amino acids. The transcript has 7 exons. Gene Ontology annotation, cellular component: external side of plasma membrane. NCBI's taxonomy places the organism in Eukaryota, Metazoa, Chordata, Mammalia, Diprotodontia, Phalangeridae.